AUGUCUGGAAAAGAUAGAUUAGCUAUAUUCCCUUCUCGGGGUGCUCAGAUGUUAAUGAAGGCCAGAUUGGCUGGAGCACAGAAAGGCCAUGGUCUCCUGAAGAAGAAAGCUGAUGCACUGCAAGUUAGGUUUCGUAUGAUUUUGAGCAAAAUUAUUGAGACUAAAACCCUUAUGGGGGAAGUCAUGAAAGAAGCUGCUUUCUCACUUGCUGAAGCAAAGUUUACUACAGGAGACUUCAAUCAGGUUGUCCUACAAAAUGUUACUAAGGCUCAAAUCAAGAUUCGUUCAAAGAAGGACAAUGUUGCAGGUGUAACACUGCCAAUUUUCGAGUCUUACCAGGACGGCUCGGAUACAUAUGAACUGGCGGGUCUUGCCCGUGGUGGUCAACAACUUUCAAAGUUGAAGAAAAACUUCCAGAGUGCUGUAAAAUUACUUGUUGAGUUGGCUUCACUGCAGACCUCUUUUGUUACACUUGAUGAAGUUAUCAAAAUAACCAACAGACGUGUGAAUGCUAUUGAGCAUGUGAUCAUCCCCCGCUUGGAGCGUACCCUGGCCUACAUCAUUUCUGAACUUGAUGAAUUGGAGCGUGAGGAGUUCUACCGGCUGAAGAAGAUCCAGGACAAGAAGAAGAUCAUUAAGGAUAAAGCUGAAGCUGCUAAGGCUGCGAUGAUAGCCGCUGGGAAGGACGUGGGCGACAUUGCAAACUUGCUUGACGAGGGUGACGAAGAUUUGCUCUUC
Molecule: messenger RNA, 738 nt
Organism: Iphiclides podalirius (scarce swallowtail)
Lineage: Eukaryota; Metazoa; Arthropoda; Insecta; Lepidoptera; Papilionidae
Source: the annotation of a GenBank genome assembly